AUGUUAGCUUCUUUUUAAUAAUAGCCUCUUGUAAGAAAAAUGAUCAAAUCUCAAGUUGAAUUUUCAAUGCCUUAAACAAAAACUACCUCAGAUUUGCUCUUGUAAAAUUAAAGAUCUUCUUAUUAAUAAUACAGAAAAUAAACAUAACAAUCAGAUGAAAUUUCAGUUCAGAAAUUAUUUUUUAGAACAACUGAACCAUCUAUUUAAGAAACACCUAGCUCAUUAUAUUUAACUAGACAAAGAGAAGAGCCUUUCAUAACCACGACAUCAAAAUUUUAAGAAUAAAAAUAUUAAUAGAGAAUUGAUUUCUCUAAUUCAGAACAUAAGAAUUCAAUAGUUGAAUUACCAAAAUUCAGAAUGGUAGCUAGUAUGUAUGGUAGAAGUAUAAUGUCUACAGCUAAAAUUAAUAGAAGAAUGGCAGAAUCUUCUGAUAGCGAAUUUUUUAUGUAAUAGUCAGGGUAAAUUUAUUAUAAAAUAUCAAGAGAUUAAGAUAAAUGAUUAUAUGUAAUUAAUUAUUUAUGGAAGAUGAACGAUUUCUAUAUUAAUUUAUGUUUGUUCCAGAUUUAACCUAACCUAAAGAAAGAUUUGAUGACUUUAUUAAGUGUUUGAGGAAUGUCUAAAAAAUCAAUAGCAAGAGAUUAUAUUUUUAUCUCAAAGAUGGAACUCCUGUUAAUUCUCAUCUAGAUAUUCCUCCUAUUUAUAAAACCUUAAUUUAUAGUCAAAAUUCUGUUUAUAGACCUUUUGAUAAUCCAUAAUUAGAUCUUUUAGAAUAAUAAUGCAAGACAUAUAAUUUUCUUUAAAUUAAUAAAAAGUAAUUUAAAAAUAGCAAUUCUUAAGUAGAUGAUAUCAUACGAACUUUGAAUGAUGGAUAAGAUAAAUAAUACAAUUCCAAAGAAUUAAAAUCACAAUUAAAAAAUGUUUCAUUAAGAAAGUAAAGCUAAAGAAAUUCCUUAGAAAAAUUGAUAAAACCUACUUAAUUCAUUUAUAUUAAUGAUUAUAAUUAGAAAUAAGAAAAAAAUAAUAUUCAAAUAGAUAAAACUGAAGUUUAAGAAUCAAAUAAAAUGGAAUUAUUUGAUGAUAUUUUGUAAUUAUAUGAUUAAGAAUUAAAAAAACUUGAUUUUAAUUAAAAUUAACCUGAUGAUAUUAAUUAAAUUUAGUUUGAUAAUGAAAACGAAGAGAUGAGAUCAAAAAUUAAAUAAGCUGCAACUUUUUUAGAGCCUUUAUUAAGCAAGUUUUUAAAUUAGCCUUCAAAAAAAGAAGAAAUCAAUUAUGAAUAAUUUUAAAUGAAUAAUAAUAUGGAAUAAAAAAAAUAGAGUAAAACUUAAUAAAAUUUUGUACACAAAAAUAUUAAAAGAAGAAUAAGCCAUAAGUUUAGUUUAUAAUAACUAUUAAAAAUUAAUAGAGAAUUGUUUAUUUAAAAUAUCCCAAAAUUAUUAUCAUCUUCAAAUUUUUCUCGUUAUGAAUUACACAAUACUUAUAUCCUUUAUUGUGCUUUAUAAUAAAUAACAUCACAAAGAUAUAAAUACUAUAAUAUCAAUGAUGGAGUGGAUUAUUAAACAUAUAGGAGAGGAAUAUUUUAAAUUUUCUUUUAAAAUGAAUUUUUAGCUUAACAAAUCUUCAAUAGAAUAGAUUACAAUUACAGUGGUUUUCUUAAUUGGGAAGAAUUCUUGAAACUGAUGAUGAGUAUUAAAGCAAAAACAGUAGUUGAAAAAAUCGAUCUCUUCAUAUCUAUUUCUGACAGUGAUGGAAAUGGAAGGCUUUCACAUGAUGAAAUAUUUAAAUUAGCAAAACUCUGUCUAUCUCAUUAUGUACAAGAUAAAGGAGAGUUUUUAGAUAUUUUGUGUGAAUAUUACACGAGAUUAAUCUUUUAAAUUGUGGAUAAAGAUGUUACAGAGGAGAUUCCUUUUGAAGAAAUCAAAAAGGCUAUAUUAGAAAAUAAGUAAGAUAGUGAUCUCUUAUUAAUGUUUUGUGGAGCAGAUGUAUGA
Paramecium sonneborni is the source of this 1985-nucleotide messenger RNA. The record is from the annotation of a GenBank genome assembly. Lineage: Eukaryota; Ciliophora; Oligohymenophorea; Peniculida; Parameciidae.